Molecule: messenger RNA, 789 nt
Organism: Stegodyphus dumicola
Lineage: Eukaryota; Metazoa; Arthropoda; Arachnida; Araneae; Eresidae
Product: fasciclin-1-like
Biological process (GO): cell adhesion; extracellular matrix organization
Cellular component (GO): extracellular matrix
Molecular function (GO): cell adhesion molecule binding
Source: RefSeq, a predicted model, not a curated record
CGAAAGCUUUUCCUGCAGUUUGGCGACUUGGGAUUAGAGCACGGAGGAGAAGCAACCCUUCGACCCUUGUAGAGGUAAAGCUGAGUGAAUGCCGAUGGUGAUUGAUUCAAGCUGAAAACUAGCUAGAUAAUCUCCCUGCAGCUACUCGAUGUGAAUCUCCGACUCGUCACCAACUAAAAUCACAGAAAUAAGCAGAGGGAUCAGAGAGAAUUCUUUCUUUGGUAGGGUUCGCGUAUACUCUCAACAAGCUAGAGUAAAGAAGGCUUCAUAAAGGGCAGGACGCCAUAGCGGCCCAGCCGACGCUAUAGUGACAUUGUUACUGGAGAGCGAGGACAGUUUCAAGUUUAAGCGCCCGUGAAGUUUGUUUCUCUUUCUGCUACGAAAAUGGUGCACACACUAACAGUAGUGAGCACAGUUUUUUUGACUUUAGUGUAUUUUACAUCUUCAAAGACGUUAUACGAAGUACUGACAGAAUAUGAAGAUUUACGGGAGUUUUAUACGAUGGUAAACAGAGAUGAAGUUUUACAAGUUCUACUGGACAGGAGGGAUGCAACAGUUUUUGCACCAUCCAACAAAGCAAUACAAAAAGCUAAAUCCAGAAAACAAGACGACCCUAAAAGAGAUGAGAUUUUGACGAUGCCUGGAUUUUACGUCUUGAACGUGGUGGCGAAUAAAUCCAUGUUCCCAAUGUCGAUAUCGCCUUUUUUAUCAGGAGUAGCCCCUCUAUAUUUAAGCUUGAAAGACGAUUCAGGUCCGCGAAAAGUAAGUAUUUUGAAUUAUUCAAUUUAA